This is a messenger RNA of Cladocopium goreaui, 2523 nucleotides long. The record is from the annotation of a GenBank genome assembly. NCBI's taxonomy places the organism in Eukaryota, Dinophyceae, Suessiales, Symbiodiniaceae.
AUGGCUUCUGACCCAGAAUCACCUGAAACGUUUGAGGAGAAGAAGCACAGAUAUAGCCUAUGCGAGAAACAUGAAGCCUCAGAUGAGGAAUUGUGGCAGCAACUAUACGAUGCGAGAAUGCAGGAAAUCCAAGGUGAGCAAUACUUGGUAGCCCCUGCAAUGGACUUUCAGCUUUACUUGGAAGAAGAAAGUGAAACUGUGAGAAAUGAGCAUGCCAUCACCUUGCUCAUGACAUGCUACCUGCUCCAAUGCAUCGUGUCCAUUGAGAACCCUGCCCGCAGCUGGUUAGGGCCGACAACAUCGAGCACUUCAACAAUUGAUCCCAGACUUUGUGGCUUCUCGGUGGCUUGCCAACAAUGCCAAGCCCGCCGCCAACGAAAAACUUCUGCCACCGGGGAAGAAUUGGAGGUGGCUGCAGCAGAGCAGUCAGUGGAGACUGGUGUCAAGGUGGGCAUCUCUAUGGAACCUGGGGCUCACAUUGCAAGAGCCCUGCAGCUCCUUCACCCAAUGGAUUCAACAAUCGUGCUGCCAGACCCUCUCAAGAAAGCCCUGUUCAACAUGAUCACCAAGGAACCUGCGGAAAUUGCCAGAGAAAGGUUGGAAAUGCUGAAGCUUUACAGAGAUAGAGCUGCAGACUUGCGUAAGGCUGAAUCCGAGUUGCACAAAAAGCUGCCAGCUCAUGUUCAGGGUGUUAUCAAGGGCAAACGCCUUUUACUUUUUGAAGAACGUUUGAAAGCCAAUUCUUUUCCCGACAUGCAAGCCAUGCGUGAUUUUGUGGAGGGGGUUGAUUUGGUAGGUGAGGAGCCUUUCUCUGAGCUCUUCAAAGAAAAGCCGCAGCCAACCAGAGACAAUGAAGAGGUGGAUGAGAGCUUCCUCAAGGGGCCAUUUUUCUCGGAGGAUGCAGUGUCCGCUGAACUGGGCACGGAGUGUUGGACGCUGACCAAGCGCUUUUUACUCAUACAAGGAGAGGAUGGCAAAGAACGUAUAAUUGACGAUUACCGCAGAAGCCAUGUGAACUCAGCCUUUGCUUCGCGUUCAUACCUGGAGUUACAAGAUGUUGAUGUCCUGGAAGCCCUCGUGGGCCGGUGCUUCGACUUGUCCAAGGCCUACAAACAACUGGCAGUGAGCAAGGUGUCUUGCACCGUGGCGGCAUCAGUGCAUGGGCUCCUGAACUUUGCAUCGGGUUUUGCAUUGGGCAAGGCUUUACAGCCAUCAGCACAGGGUUUCUCUUCCCUUGCCUCGGGCUUGGAGCUCCGACCUACGGCCUUUGCAGACUUAUGUGAGCAUGCGUUGAUGGUCCUCAAGUCUCUUCAGCCGAGAAGAAUUGCUACUGCAGAUGAGACUCUACCGAUCAUCAUUUACACCGAUGGUGCUUUUGGAGAAGAUCUUGCAGAUUGGGGUGCCAUUCUCUUUGACCCUGCGCUAUGCCAUGCUAUUUGUGGUAUGAGCGCAUUGCAUCCUUGGAGGCAUGACAAAGAGAGAUCCGUGCAGCAUCGUUCUUUCAGUCAUUUGGCAUGUCCAGUCAUUUCACAUAUUCGUUUGAGCAAAAAAAAUACCGACGAGUUUGUCGAGGCGUCCUAUUACGCGCUUCCGCAUGACAAAGAGAGAUCCGUGCAGCAUCGUUCUUUCAGUCAUUUGGCAUGUCCAGUCAUUUCACAUAUUCGUUUGAGCAAAAAAAAUACCGACGAGUUUGUCGAGGCGUCCUAUUACGCGCUUCCGCAGUUCCUUUUGAUGAAAGUAGCACGUGUGGUGGUGCGACUUGCAGAUGAAGAGAGGUUCCAUCUUGAGGAAGGUGCAACAACAAUCAUGUUGAAGUUCCUGCCACCGAAGUUGUCGCGCGCUGGUGAAACCUUGCUGAGAACGAUCGAUGAGGUGGCACCAUGCAAGUAUGACCUCUUCUACUCUCCACGGUCCAGACAUAGAAAAGCGAGGAACAUCGACAUGUGCUUUAUUAACUUUUUAGAUCAUGAGAGCGCGGUUGUCGCCGGCGAGCAUUUGGUGAAGGUCUUUGAAGCUUCCUGGGUUGCUGUCCGCCAAGCAGGAGUACAAGGUUUCCUUCCAAACAUUGCUUACUAUGUGACCAAGAGCGGGUAUGAUGCCUUGUUCCAAGAUAAUGCCCCCAAGAUCUUUCAGUCCGGGGAACAACAGACCGUUGCCGAUGCCUUUGGGUCUGGUUUGAUCUCACAGGAGAAAAUUUGGGUAGCAGUUCAGGCAUUGGAACCACAGAAAGCGCGACAAGAAGCCGAAAACCAGGCGCAGGGGAUUGAAUGGGAGGUCAAGAUUCGUAAAGUACCAUCACUUCAAUACCAGGGAGUCCGCGGAGAUGGUGACGAUCCCGUUGAUCGAGCACAGACUUCGUUGGAUCGCCGGGGCUCAAGCGAUUCAGGUGUGUCAGCAUCGUUUCGAGGGAUGGAGUUGAAGGAGUCAAGCUGGCAAGACAUCCGGGUAGGCAGCAUAGAUGAAUUUGGCUUACACUUGUCCCACAUUCUCGAACACUGCGAGCAAGUAGUUGUCAGUGUUUAG